AUGCGGGGGAAGGUGGCGGGGAGGUUCCGGUCCGCCAUGAUCAGCAUUUAUGUCCUGCAUUCAGCUUUCUUGCAAAUAGCAGAAUCUCGUCCCCUUCCACUUCACUGCAAGCUCCUCCGCGACGUUGAGUUUCUCCCUUACCUCCUGCGAUUGAGGGGAGGAGAGGACCAAACCCAAGCUGAAGACUUGAGCGUGAGGAAUGAACAGAAGGACCCACAGGCGUCAGAGGACAAUCGCAGCACUCCUGCCGUCGAUGUCAAUGCUUCGAAUCCGACAGAUGCUGCUGUCAAUGAGACGGAAACAACAAGCAAGAAAAGGAGGUUGGAAACUGACGAAGCUGCAAAGAAUGCAGCUACAGAUUCUCAGUUGCCAACCUGCAUGCAGACUUCCAAUGGGGAAUAUUACUUUGAGCUCGAAGCACCAAAACAGUACAAAUCAGGAGCGAGAGAAGAAAUUACACAGAGAAGGCUCACAGUGAGCAAGUAUCGGGAUCAGACUUAUGUUUCCAUCAGAGAAUUUUAUGCCAAAGAUGGACAAAUGCUUCCGGGCAAGAAAGGCAGAUAG
Molecule: messenger RNA, 564 nt
Organism: Guillardia theta CCMP2712
Lineage: Eukaryota; Cryptophyceae; Pyrenomonadales; Geminigeraceae
Exons: 2
Coding region: 1-564 (187 amino acids)
Biological process (GO): positive regulation of transcription initiation by RNA polymerase II
Molecular function (GO): DNA binding; transcription coactivator activity
Source: RefSeq, a predicted model, not a curated record